GGCCCUGCCACGGCAGUGGAAAUAGACUCGUCAUACGUACAUCACCCUGAGUGAUAGCACAACAUCAUGCCGUCUAAACUCGUGAUUGCCCUAGCGCUGAGCCCGGCUGCGGCUCUGCAGCUCCCGGGCGUGGGCGAGGUGGCACUCAAGCUGCCGCAUAGAUCCAGCGUCCUGCGAGACGCGAUUUCGCAAUUUGCUGCAGCGCAAGCGCACUCGAAGCAGUGUUUCGACCGCCGCCGCCGCGCGCGGCAACGCACAGCAUCUCAGAUGUAAGAAAAAGGGAGAUCCAAGAGGGACGCGCGCGGCCGCGGCGGGCGCUCGCGCGAACAAAAAUCCCAGCAGCACAAAGGGACACACGCCCGCGCGCGCGCGGUCGCCGCGGCUCGCACUAACUUACUACGCGCAGGUCCGCGCCCGCGCUGCCGUCGACCAAGGACCUGAAGGUCGCGGCCAUCGACUUUGUGGCGGAGGCGCGACAGAACCCGCUCUCGGCGCUCCCGGCCGCCGGCGCCGCCGGCGUCGCGGGCCUCGCGCUCUUCGCCGCGGCGUCGUCGCUGUCCCCGACCGUCGUCCCCGAGGGCGGCGAGUACAGGGGCCUGGGCAUCGGCCAGGACGGCAUCGUCAGGGUCGGCUUCCCCGCGGGCGGCGAGCAGUGCACAAAUCAAAUUUCGCGGCGCUUCUCAAUCACGACCUGCACGCCAUCGACGCGACGCCUGCUCGACGGCGUGGCGGUGCGGUUCUCUGACCGCGCCCCACCCGACACACUGAUUGAUUUGCGCACAGGCGGCGAGGUCUUGGUCCCCGGCGCGCCGUUCCAGCCCGAGAACGGCUACCUCGGCAUGUGGAACUGGGAGAAGCAGGUCAAGCCCGUGCCCAAGGAUCAAACUCCCGAGGCGCAAAAGGCCCUCCGCGCGGCCUUCGACGCCGAGCGCAAGAAAUUUGAUGUGGAGGCCCAGCAGCAGGGCUUCAAGUCGGCCGAGGCCCGCGGCCGGCGUCUUUCCUUUUACGAGGCAUCGCCGGCGUCACCCCCAUCAUACGCAGGCCCGCGGCAUCGCCGAGAAGGAGAAAAUCCUCGCCGAGAAGGCUGCGGCGAAAGCGGCGAAGGAAGCGGCCAAGGCCGCGAAGGCGGCCGAGGGCGAGAAGGCGGCGGCGGCGGCCAAGUCCGCGACGCCGGCGAAGCCGGUCUACUACGGCAACAUCAAGGGCAUCGCGCAGCCGUCGACGUACGGCGUCGGCGCGCCGAAGAAGUAGACCCCCCCCAAAAGUUGUAUAAUGC
Messenger RNA from Pelagomonas calceolata, 1276 nucleotides. The record is from the annotation of a GenBank genome assembly. NCBI's taxonomy places the organism in Eukaryota, Pelagophyceae, Pelagomonadales, Pelagomonadaceae.